Molecule: messenger RNA, 2128 nt
Organism: Stegastes partitus (bicolor damselfish)
Lineage: Eukaryota; Metazoa; Chordata; Actinopteri; Pomacentridae
Gene: hey1
Product: hes-related family bHLH transcription factor with YRPW motif 1
Exons: 5
Coding region: 40-1062 (340 amino acids)
Biological process (GO): regulation of DNA-templated transcription
Molecular function (GO): protein dimerization activity; DNA binding
Source: RefSeq, a predicted model, not a curated record
CGAGUGACACGCUGAAGGAACUACUGUGGACGAAACAAAAUGAAGAGGAAUCACGAUUUUAGCUCCUCGGACAGCGAGCUGGAUGAAACUAUUGAGGUGGAGAAGGAGAGCGCGGAUGAGAAUGGGAACAUGAGCUCUCCUCUCGGCUCCAUGUCUCCCACCACAUCCACUCAGGUGCAGGCGAGGAAAAGACGUCGAGGGAUCAUUGAGAAACGGCGCCGGGACAGAAUCAACAACAGCCUCAGUGAGCUGCGCAGGCUCGUCCCCAGCGCCUUCGAGAAACAGGGAUCAGCCAAACUGGAGAAAGCAGAGAUUUUGCAGAUGACUGUUGACCAUCUGAAGAUGCUUCAUGCUGCUGGAGGCAAAGGGUACUUUGACGCCCAUGCCCUGGCGAUGGACUACCGUGGUUUGGGUUUCAGGGAGUGCCUGGCUGAGACAGCCCGCUACCUGAGCAUAAUCGAGGGCUUGGAUAGCACGGACCCCCUCCGGAUCCGUCUGGUCUCCCAUCUCAACAACUAUGCCAGCCAGCGCGAGGCCCACUCCGGCCUCAGCCACCUGGCCUGGGGCUCUGCUUUCGGAUCCCCUCCUGCCCACCUGACGCACCCCCUCCUCCUGCAGCACCAGCAGGCUGCACCCCUGGCUCCUCUCCCCCGCAGCACCACCAGCAGCCCGCAGACUCCUCUGUCGUCCACUUCGUCCCCCUCCUCCUCCUCCUCUUCUUCCGCCUCCUCCUCCUCCUCCUCGUCUUCAUCGUCCUCCCUGGUUGCAGAGACUCACGUCCCGGGCAGACGCAGCGGCAGCGUCACCCCCCACUCGGACCAGGGUCCCAUCCGGGUUCCCUCCUCCUCCACCGCCGCUCCCACCACCGUCCUCCACCCGGCCCUGGUCUCCUCAUCGGCGUCAAAGCUCUCCCCUCCUCUGCUCUCCUCUCUCUCAGCGUUCCCCUUCGCCUUCAGCACCUUCCCCCUCAUCUCCCCCAGCACCGCCAUCAGCCCCCCAUCCCAGACCUCCAGCGUGGGGAAACCCUACAGACCCUGGGGGAUGGAGAUAGGAGCCUUCUGACUGAAAUGAGAGACACUAUCUGCAUAUAGAGCUGGACUCAAAGGACAAGACUUUAUUUUCCCUGCUAAGAAAGUGCUAUUUUUUCUAUGCUGAUGAUGACAUCCCACAGAGGAUUUACCUAGCUAUAGGUUUUUUAUUGUCUUGGUAUUGUUUUUUUUUGUUUUUUUUGUAUAGAAGAAGAAUAAAAAAAAAACAGAGAGGAGGGAGACCACGACUAAAAAGCAACAGGAGUGAUUUAUUGUGUUGAUUGAUCUCAGCCCUUUAGAAGUUUCACCCACUGUAGUUGGCCUAUCGGGGAUGGCUUUUCCAGAUGGUCAAGCAGUCGCUGCCUGUCAAGAUCCGGGGCGAAAGUGUCCCCCCCCCCCAGCUUUUGUUUUCCUGAGCUGCAACGCAAAAAGUGUUAGUGCCCUGGUUACAGAGGGGGGCCAGGGGGUUGACAGUCACCCCCUUUUUACAGCAUUUUAUGGGGUGGAAUAACUGAAACCAGGUGUUUUGUUCUACUAAAUACUGGGAACAGAAGUUUAGCUACCAGCUCGGUUGAAAUAAACCUAACCAUGAUUUACCCACAAGCUCUAAAUGUUCAUAUGGCGCUCUAUUGUUUAAGCUCGCUUCCACAAGCUUCCUCUCUACAGUAAAUUCUGUUCUUUAACAAUCGAGGCUUCACAUAUGUUUUACCAGCUUUUGCCACAGUGUCCCCACCUUUUUUUUUUUCUAAUGUAAAUGAUGUUAGAUUGAUUAUUUUUAUUUUUAUUUUUUAUCACCUAGUCUCCAUUCUUUGUAUUCAUUCCACACAGCAGCAUUUGCCCAUCAUCUCCGUCAGUCCAAACAGUAGCAGCAAAAACAGUGUAUUUAUCUUUAGAGACAUUUAGAAACACCGGUGCAUCAUUUUCGGCCUGUUGUCUUUGUGCCUCCUUGCCAACUUCACUGUCAGUUUUGUAUAUUUUACGGUUGUACAAAGCACAAACAAGCACUGACAAAUCAGAUUUCUCCACUUUUUCAAAGUUGUUGCUGUUGUGGUGAUGACAACUUCCCUGCAAUAAAAAAAAAAAAAACGAGUUCUGACGAA